AUGGCCACCAAAGCCCUGGGGCAUGAGAAGGUUGAAGCAUUAGCUUUGGCAGCUGCCUUCUUCUUCUUCGUCAUCGUCGUCCUCCUCCUCAUCAUCAUUAUUCCUCGAAAGGAUUCCGAUCCCUUUCCACCACCAUCAACACCAUCAAGGCGUGAAGCAAAGCGCUUUGUUGAUCUAACUGCUGACGAGACCAGUGAUUUAUGGCUCACAGCAAAGAAAAUUGGCAGUCAGCUUGAGAGUUUCCACAGAGCAACAUCACUCACAUUUACCAUCCAAGAUGGGGCGCAGGCAGGACAGACUGUUCCCCAUGUUCAUAUUCACAUAAUCCCAAGGAAAGUUGGUGACUUUGAGAAGAAUGAUGAGAUCUAUGAUGCAAUAGACGAGAAGGAAAAGGAAUUAAAGCAGAAGCUGGAUUUAGACAAGGAAAGGACUGACAGAAGCAUGGAGGAGAUGGUUCAAGAGGCAGAGGGAUACAGAUUGCUGUUUUCGCCACAAAAGAAAGAGCUGGCAGCCCAUGAGGUUAAAAGCAAAGAGACCCACCCAACACAACCCAAAAGGACAGAAAAGAAAGAGCACGUUAAAGCCCAUGAGGUGAUAAGCAAAGAGGCCCCAACCCAAGCAAAAGGGGAAGAAAAGAAAGAGCAGGCUGAAGCUCAUGAGAUUGAAAGCAAAGAGGCCCAACCCCACCCAAAAGGCAAGAAAAGAAAGGGCCAGAAAAGUGAGAGCAGGCUGAAGCCUAGGAGAGUAAAGCCAAUGAGGCCAACCGAAAAGGCCAGAAAAGAGAGAGCAGAAUAUGAAGCCCGCGAGGUUAAAAGUAAAGAGGCCCAACCUAACCCAGAAAGGUCAGAAAGUAGGAGCAGGUUGAAGCCUAGGUGGUUAAAAACAAUGAGGCCCAACAGAAAAGUCCAGCGGGUUGAAGCCUAG
This is a messenger RNA of Dovyalis caffra, 924 nucleotides long. Lineage: Eukaryota; Viridiplantae; Streptophyta; Magnoliopsida; Malpighiales; Salicaceae. The record is from the annotation of a GenBank genome assembly.